Erigeron canadensis is the source of this 2850-nucleotide messenger RNA. RefSeq names its product protein-tyrosine-phosphatase MKP1-like. The record is from RefSeq and is a predicted model, not a curated record. The transcript is spliced from 3 exons. Gene Ontology annotation, molecular function: protein tyrosine/serine/threonine phosphatase activity. Gene Ontology annotation, biological process: protein dephosphorylation. NCBI's taxonomy places the organism in Eukaryota, Viridiplantae, Streptophyta, Magnoliopsida, Asterales, Asteraceae. The coding region runs from base 98 to 2593 and encodes 831 amino acids.
GUGAAAUUUUGUUAUUUAUGUAGAUAUAUAGAUAUAGAUAUAGAUAGAAGAUCAGAGAGUGUGGAUUUUGAAUAAAGUUAGGAUCUUUUUUAGUGGGAUGGUAGGGAAAGAGGAUGAGGGUGGUGAGGGAAGUGGUACGAGUGACGGCUCACGGGCGGUUAAUAAUAGUAAUAGUCUGAUUUCGGGUAAUAGGAAGAUGUAUUGGCGGUCGGCUUCUUGGUCGUCGUCUCACGUGCCAUUGCCACCACUUGUUCCGGAAAAUGUGAAAGAUGGUGUGGAUGGGAGUGGUGGUGGUGGUUUGAAUAGAAGGCGGCCUGGACCGUUAACUCCUAGGUCGAAUAGUAAAGGGAGGUCAUGUUUGCCUCCGUUGUCCAUAGCUAGAAGAAGUUUAGAUGAGUGGCCGAGAGCGGGUUCGGAUGAUGUUGGUGAGUGGCCGAUUCCUAGUACACCUAAUGGAAGAGACUUGAACAAUGGUGAAAGAUUGAAACUUGAUUUGUCGUCAAUUCAAAGAGUUCCGGAUAAGAAUGGUGGAUUCGUGAAAAGAGAUAAGAUUGCGUUUUUUGAUAAGGAGUGUUCCAAGGUUGCUGAACAUAUUUUUCUUGGUGGUAAUGCCGUUGCUAGAGAUAAAGAUAUACUUAAACAACAUAAAAUUACUCAUAUAUUGAACUGUGUAGGGUUUGUGUGUCCUGAAUAUUUUAAGGGAAAUUUUGUUUAUCGAACUUUGUGGUUGCAAGAUAGUCCUUCAGAGGAUAUCACGAGUAUAUUGUACGAUGUUUUUGAUUACUUUGAAGAUGUUAGAGAUCAAGGUGGAAAAGUUUUUGUACAUUGUUGUCAAGGAGUCUCUCGGUCAACUUCAUUGGUAAUUGCUUAUCGUAUGUGGAGAGAAGGACAGAGCUUUGAUGAUGCUUUUCAGUAUGUAAAGGCAGCUCGAGAGAUUGCUGAUCCGAAUAUGGGGUUUGCAUGUCAGUUGUUACAAUGUCAAAAAAGGGUUCAUGCGUUUCCGUUAAGUCCAAGCUCAUUACUUAGGUUAUAUAGAAUUGCUCCUCACUCGUCAUACGACCCAUUACAUCUUGUACCAAAAAUGUUAAAUGUACCUUCUCCAGCUGCUUUGGAUUCUAGAGGCGCAUUCAUUAUGCAUGUACCUUCAACGAUCUUUAUCUGGGUGGGUAAGAAAUGUGAAUCCUUAGUGGAAAAAGAUGCAAGAGGUGCUGUUUGUCAGAUUGUUCGGUAUGAAAAAGUUCAAGGACCUAUUGUUGUAGUUAAAGAAGGGGAAGAACCUCCAUAUUUUUGGGAUGCUUUCUCUAGUCUUCUGCCUUUAAUGGAUAAAUCAGGCAAUGUGAUGGAUAUUGCUAAGCUCUCUAAAGUUACUCCUGGUGAGAGAUUAGUCGACUCAUACAAUCUUGACUUUGAAGUUAUUCAGAAAGCAAUCGUUGGUGGGUUUAUGCCUCCAUUUGCGUCAUCUGAGACUAAUCAAGAAACACACCUCCCUGCCAGGGAAAGCAGUUGGAGUGUCUUGAGACGUAAGUUUGCACUUGGAAACAUGAAGGAAUUUGUCUUGGCUUCUAAAUCUUCACCAUCUAGAGUCUAUCCUGAUACAGUGCUACUAGGUGCAGACUAUCGUUCUAAUUCUAACUCUCCAUUGAAACCAACUGGUUUCUCUUCAACUUCUUCAUUGUUUUCGUCAUCAUCGCUGUCACCAUCAUUUUCAUCCUCGUCUUCUCCUGAUUCCAUAUCUUCUGAUUCAAGCAUUAGCUCCAAAUGUUAUUCGGAUUCUCCUGCUGCAUCUCCAUCAUUAUCAUCAUAUUCUUUCUCUUCGACUUUAUCCACUUUAUCAAAUUUAUCACUUGUUCCAACUAAACUAUCUCCCCAUUCCAUAUCUAAAAAUUCUGAAUUUAUUGAUGUCAAUUUUACUUCGAACUCAUGUUCCCAGCCAGUCUUGUCACCAGCAAAAAAGUCUUCACUUUCUAUUGCUGAACGCAGAGGUGGCACUCCUAAAUGUCUUAAACUACCAAUGCUGCCUGAUGAUUCACAGGGGUGUGUAGCCACUGAAUUUAAUGAAGAUAUUGUAAUACAAACAAAUCAAGGAUCUCUUCUUCAAGGUUCUUGUUCUUCAUGUUUAAACACUUCAGAUGUAGGAGAUGUGUUUGACUCCAACCGAACAUCUAAAGCUUUACAAGGAAAUCGGGCUUUAAAGAGGAAAGAGUCACAUAAUUUAUCUGUGGGGAGUGGAUCUUCACAUCACAAUUUGAAGCAACAAGUAGUGGUACUUGAGUGGCCUAGUUUGGAGAAGGUUAUGGAAUUUUGUAGUGGUGAUAUGGAUUCUAGCCGCAUGUUCAUUUUUGUCACUUCUAGCUCGGGUUCACAAAAAGAUGGGGAAUCUGUUUUAUAUCUAUGGCUGGGAAAAGCUUUUAGGCAGGACUGCAUGAAUAUCCCCAAGACAAACAAAGGACAUGCUCAGUCCCCAGCUUUUUCCAUCAAGGAACUGUCUAACAACGUUCUCUCUGAAAUUGGAUUGUCAAACGACACUCAAGUUAAGGUUGUUAAGCAAGAUGAAGAACCUUCAGAGUUCGUUGCAUUACUGAGAUCUUUGUAGCUCUGGUGUAGAUGUGUAAUUAAAUGUCAUGCACCUUUCCUAACUCUCCCCUGUUUCUCUUCGACAACAUUCCUGCAAACAAUGCUGGGAAGAAAACGUUGAGAAUGUAUCAAAGUUUCAGUUGCAGACGCGCAAACCAUGUUGGACGCGUGUGGUACCAUUUGUUUUCUAACCUUGACACAUUGGUUGUAUAUCUGCAUGCUAAACAGCUUUAUAUAACCCUAAUUAAUGGAAUAGAUUUACUGAAGAUUUGCUCA